Diaporthe amygdali is the source of this 987-nucleotide messenger RNA. RefSeq lists its product as uncharacterized. The coding region runs from base 1 to 987 and encodes 328 amino acids. Lineage: Eukaryota; Fungi; Ascomycota; Sordariomycetes; Diaporthales; Diaporthaceae. The record is from RefSeq and is a predicted model, not a curated record. The transcript has a single exon.
AUGGGGACCAAAUCACUCAAAAGGAAGCCUAGUCUGGUCGAUCGCCUCCGCCAAUUUGGCUCGGCAGCCUUUUCUCCCUCUAAGACCACAUUUAUAACGGAGAAGCGAUCAGUCUACAUUCCAAUCCAGUCUGAGGACAAGCAUCCGGCUGCACGCUACCGUGACGAGGGACCUAGGAAGCCAGUGUCCAACGCUAGGUCUCAACAUCCCGGACAAGGCCUAGACUUGAACGAAUUGGACUACAAACUUGAGCAAUAUGCCAAAAGGUCUGUAGAAACAACGGAGACUGAGAUCGAUGCCGACUCAUAUGGUGUGCAACAACUGAAUGACCAGGCGUCGACAGCAGAUGCCUCGGAUGACGGACCAGAGCGUGACCCGAGCUCGUGCCUAGAACCAGUCGCCAGCUUGCAGCCUCCAUCUCAGGGGGUUGAGAGUGCUGAGUCCUGUCUUCUUCAUCCACAACCACCACCAGAGGAGUCAGUUCCAUCGGACUACGAGCUCUUCAUGCGAGAAGCGGAACAAGCAGAACGUCAACGGAAGGAGAACGGUGAACUACCUUCAAAGCCUACCCGUGAACCACCACUGAACCCAUUCUAUUCCAACAACUGGGAUGACCAAUCACAACCACCACCAAAACUGGCAGAAAUCCAAGAGGUAGUCGACGACGAUGGAAGAGAAGGUGACGACGCUCUCCCAACUUCAGGGGAUCGAGAGUCAGACCGGCAUGCGUCAUCCUCCGAAGCAUCCAGUGAGGAAAAUGCUGAGAAAGCUCCUCCGCCGAAGAGCACGAUUUCGCGGGCCAACACAGACAUCGGUGGGGAGAGGCACAUCAAGUUCAGCAACACAUGUGGGGCCAGGGAAAAUUGGGAGAGAAGAGCCUCAGCACCUAAUUGUGCCACCCGCGUCAAGUCACCGUCCAGGCCGGUACGGAAACAGAAGAGCAUCAAGCAGCUCAUUGCGGAUUAUAUCCGGCCGCCUCGCAAUUAG